GAGAGAGAGGGAGAAGGAGAGAAAGGCAGGAAGCAGAGAGAGAGAGGUGAGAAGCAGCUGGAUCCAGUGGUUUGGUACCCUGCUACCUGAGCGAUUUGCUCUCCUUAGCUGGCACUGUGGCAUUGGCCAUCUGCUGAGGGACUGGCGCUAAGAGCCCCCCAGCUCAAACAGGAUGGGGCCAGCAGUUUUCAGUGCUGGGGCUCCCCUCACUUGUACACACGCUUGUUGACCUCCAGGGCAUGCUGUCUUCCUACCAGGGCUGGGCCCAAGCAGCUGUCUGGUAGGGGGCCGAGGUCCCUUUUACCGGGAUGAGGGGCUCUGAGGAUGCACCAGGACAGGCUGACAGCCCCACAGAGGAGGAGGAGGUGUUGUGGGAGAAGAUUGAGAGUGUGCGGCACCAGCUGACCCGGUCCUUGAACCCAGCAAAGCUGACGCCCUACCUGCGCCAGUGCCGUGUGAUAGACGAGCAGGAUGAGGAGGAGGUGCUGAACUCAUGCAGGUUCCCAUACAAGAGCAAUCGCACAGGACACCUGAUGGACAUCCUUCGAUGUCGAGGAAAGCGAGGCUACGAAGCCUUCCUAGAAUCUCUGGAGUUUUAUUACCCAGAGCACUUUACCCGGCUGACAGGGAGGGAGCCAGUGCAGCGCUGCUCUAUGAUCCUGGAUGAGGAGGGCCCCGAAGGUCUGACCCAGUUCCUUAUGUUGGAGGUGAAGAAGGUGAGGGCACAAAGGAAGGAGCUCUUGGUGAGAGAGCACCAGUUAAAGGUGAAGAACCAGGCCCUGGAGGAGGAACAGACCCGGCUGGGGCAGCGGCUGCAGGAGCUGCUGAAGGUGCAGGAGCGAUCCCAGAGGCUGCGGGAGGAGUGGGACUCCAACAGCAUGGAGCUGCUGCGGCUGAAGGAUGAGAACUACAUGCUGGCCAUGCGCUAUGCACAGCUGUGUGAGGAGAAGAACCUGGCCGUGCUACGGAGCCGGGACCUGCAGCUGGUGGUGGACCAGCUGAAAUGUAAAGUUAGCAGCCUGGAGGAGGAGUGCAGGCUGCUGAAGAAACACAAGUCCACUGGGCCCCAGCGAGAGGCAGAGGAACGGGGUCAGCCUGACACGGUGUUUGAGCUGCAGGCCGAGAACCAGAGGCUGACGGCAUCGCUUCAGGAGCUGCAGAGCAUGCUGCAGGCAGCGAGCGAGGCCCAGGCGCCAGGCUCCCAGCGGAUCCUCCUGGACAUUUUGGAGCACGACUGGAAGGAAGCUCAGGAUGAACGGCAAGAGCUGUGCCAGAAGCUCCACUCCCUGCAGAGCGAGCUGCAGUGGGCUGAGGAACUAAGGGAUAAGUACCUACAGGAAGUGGAGGACCUGCAGCUGAAGCACCGGACUCUGCAGAAAGAUUGUGAUCUGUACAAACACCGGAUGAACACGGUGGUAUCUCAGCUGGAGGAGAUCGAGAAGGAGAGGGAUCAGGCUAUCCAGAGCCGAGAUAGGGUGCAGCUGCAGUACUCCCAGAGCCUGGUCGAGAAGGACCAGUACCGCAAACGGGUCCGGGCCCUGGAGGAGGAGAGAGAUGAGCUUCGGAGCAAAUUGAGCCAGGUGGAGGGUGUGGAGAGCACUCUGGAGGCACAGCUGCAGCAAUGCCAAGGCAACCGGGAUGUGGGCAUCAAGGAGGUGGCUCCAGAGAGCGAGAAGGACAUUAACCGCCUUUCCACCUUCCCCUUCCCGCCCUGUGCCGGCUCCAUCCUCCGACGGCAACGGGAAGAUAGAUCCAUGCCCUUCAAAAGCCUGUCCUGCGGGUCUUUUGGCAGCAUGGAGGACAUCACAGGGAGUGUCACCACUACUGUUUCAUCAGCCGGUCUCUCCUCCUUUUCCAGCAGUGCAUGCACCAGGGUGAAGUCAGAGAUCUGCUUGUCCACCAUCUCUGACCAGAAGGAGCUCAUCAGAUCCCUGGUGGUGCAGCUGUCUAGCAUGGAUCACCUGAGCAACCCAGUGCCCCAGCACAGGGGGCUGGGAGGGGACAUCUCCAUCCUGGGGGGGAACAGAACAGGGAUUUAUGUCAAGUGGGUGAAGCCAGGUUCAGAGGCUGAGAGUACAGGACUGCGCGAGGGCUGCCGGCUCCUAGAGCUGAGGGGGACUUUGCCAAAUGGGCAGGUGCUGUCCCUGGAGAACUGCACACGGGAAGUAGCUUACCUAAGCCUGCUGCACUGGGAUGACCCAGCUGGUCUCAUCUUCUUGCCCGACAUGCAAGGGUACCAGCCUCUCAAGGAGGCCUUAGAAGAAGGGAAGAAAGUGACUGGAGACUCCUUUUAUGUGCGCACCAAUCUGAUCCUCCUGGAGCAGUCAGACCCCUAUGCCCUGUGCGUCAAGUGUCGGGAGAUCCUGCACGUCACCGACACCAUGCACAAGGGGCGGCUGGAGUGGUACUGUGCUCGCGUCGACCCCCUGACGCUGCAGGACCUGGACAAGGGAACAGUGCCCAAUUACAGCAGGGCUCACCAGCUUUUGAAGGUACAGGAGAAAGGCCAGAUCCCAGGCCGGCAGAGGGGCUGCAGGAGAAAUCUGAAGAAACGGACCCUGGGCCAGCUGCGGCUGGUGAAAUCCAAACCGCACGGGGAGCCUCCUCAGCAGCUGCUGCUGGACUGCUGCCCAGACCCAGACAGGAGCCCAAAACCCUACAGCCUUGUGCGCCCCCUGGUGGUGCAGGCCCCUCGUCCAGUGGUACUCUCCCCUGACUGCAUAGCACCCAGGCUCAUCAGGAACCUGCUGGACCUGCCUACCUCGCGCCUGGACUUUCACGUGUGCCCAGCCAGUAAGCAGGAGCAAUCAGAGACCCUGGCUAAUGACGAGCCAGCUGCUACCCCUUCCCAGGAGAACUGCAUGGCUCCAGGUUCCCUCCAGGACCAGAGGGAGAGCAGGAGGAUCCGCACCAUCCGGGAGUGCAUCAGCAAGAAUAAACACUGCCUGCUGGAGCUGGGCCUCCAGAGGGUGAGGGAUCUAAUUAAAAGUGAAAUAUACCCCAUCAUUAUCCACGUGGAGGUCACCGAGAAGAACGUCAGGGGACUCAGGAGCUUACUGCGGAAGCCAGGCCAGCGUGACUCUGAUGUGAUAAAGCUUUGCCGGAGCGCCGAGCAGGCUCUCCACGCCCUGCCCUACUCGUGGGCCUGUGUGGAUGCCCAGUCCUGGUGCCACGCUGAGGAGCUGGUGAAAGUGGUGCGGCGCUGCGUCUUCCAGGAGCAGAACAGGGUCGUGUGGGUUGAGGAUGGCGAGCUGUGAUCUCACACCCGGCAGAGCUGGGGCCGUGUCUUCAUGGUGGGAGGCUCCAUAUGGGGGAGUGGGGCGCUAGUUUCCUUUCCCAAGGGCGGUGCCUGGAGCACACUUGGCUUCUCUCCUUCAUCCCCAAACUAUUUCCGAAACAGCAUGCCACUUCUCCCUGAUCGGCUGCAGUGGGAUGUUUUUGCCAUCAGCGGAGGUCUGGAGGAACAAGGAGGCCCCUCAUGUGUCAGGGAGUUGGGCCCACUUCAGGCUGCUUGGAGACUGGCCAGGGUGGGGGUAACAUGCGGACUCGGACUCCUUUCCCCUCAUGUCCAGGUUUAGUGGAGGGAUUUCCUUCCCCUUCCCACCAAGAAUCCCCUCACAGCUUACAGCCGCCGCUCCUCCAAGAGUGCUCUUGGCACCCAGACCCUCUGUAUGGCCCAGUCAUUUGGGGAAUCAGACGUGAGGGGAACAGAGGGUAGUCUGUGAAAGUGUGUGUGUGUGUGUGUGUGUGUGAGUGAGAGACUCUCUGCCUUCCUAUUGCUCCAUUCCCCUGCCACCCCAUCUCCUCCCCUUCCCCAUCAUGGCUCUCUCUGGCACCCUGUCUACCUCAGCUGAUGUCCGGAUGGAAGCGGGGGUGGUACACAUGCCCUGCCGCAGGCAGAGCGACACUACGCGGGGUUUGUCAGGCUUCCUCAAUGGGUGGUAAUUGUAAUCUUUACGGUGUAUAAAUUAUUAAUGGACCCUUUUUAAUUGGAAACCUGUAUAUAAAAGAGAAUUAAAUACCAUUUAUAAUGGGAACGGAGGAGGGGCUGCUGCUUGCAUUAACAGCAGGACUGGGGUGCUGGGGGAUUUCUCUCCUGUCCCUACCUCAUGCCUCUCCUAACCUGCUCUCUCCCCUGCUCAGACUCAGGCAGCUGGUCCCUCUCUGGGAAAGUCAGGGGAACAUUGAGGUUGCCCGGGUCUCCCAGAGCCUUUGUUCCUGUAGCUCUGGUUACCUCCGGGAGUCUGGGGCUUCUGCCAUCUGGGUCCUUCUCCAGGCGAACAAUAGGAGAGGGGCGAGCCAGCGGGGCUGCUGGAAGGUUGGGGAUUGCCUCACCCUUCGAACGGAGGCUGUCCUCACCCCGCCACUCUGACUCUGGAGCUGGCACCAGCUGUGCCUGAAAUCCAGCCCUCCCCCACCCCCCAUCCUGCCCCCUCCUCUCACAUGCUGAGAGAAAAGGAGGAAUAGAGAAGCAGAGUGGGGAAGAGACUGACAUGAAGGGAAGGAAGGAGAGGAGUGGAGGGGGUCAGGAGGCGGUGUGUGUGCAGCAUACUCCUGGGAGAGUGGCUGGUGUUAGAAGCACCCCUCGGGGAGUGAUAGCUCUCUCAGGCAUGCGGUUAGCUUGGAGAACCCUCCCUCCAUAGGUGCCAGGGCCACUUUGCAGAGCAAUUGCUGACCGAGCUGCGGAGUCCUUUAGCACUUGGGAGAGGCUGGAUGCUUGGGGAGCGCUGGGGGACCUGCAGAGGAUGGGGGAGGGUGACAGCGCUGGAGCUGGUAUGAGCAGGCAGACACAGGGCUGGAAAAAAGUGAGGGCCAGGCAGUGCUGGGGCCCCCCAGCACAGCCCCAUGCUAGGGGUGAUGGGGAGCAGCAUGAAGGGAGGAGAGCCCUGGAUGCAGGUCUGCAUGAGACCAGGACUGGGCCAACAUGGGCUGGGCGGGGCAGAGAUCAGCAUAGGCUGAAUGCUUGUUGCUUUCGCAGGAGGUGGGUAUUUGGCAUUGUCUAGCCCAUCCUCUGCCUGGCCCCAAGUCCCCUUUGUGUCCCCAUAACGAUGCUUAGCCCUGAGCUAGUGCUUUGUGGUUUUCCAGCUCUGGGCAAAGAUGAACUCACUGAUCCUCACAGCUCCCCUGGGAUGAGGUAAUUUGUUCUUACAUCAGUGCCUGCGUCUUUACCUACAGCCACAAAAACCCAGAGCAACCUCCCGGAGCAGCCCUAAAGCAGUACAGAACGUAGCCCAGGCAUUAGCCAGAGACUUCACCCUUGUCCAAACGUGUGCCCCCUCCACCCCCCUCAGAACCUUCACCACACCCAUCCCAGGGAUUCCACUUCUGCCACCAGGGUGCCUCUUGCAAAGUGACCUCUGUUGGACCAGUGUGGAAGCAAGGCCCAAGGGUGACCCCUCCUGGAGACUGCCCUGCUAGCAACCCCCUCCCACUGAAACAAGGGAGACUGUUGCUCAAGUGCCGCCAUUGAGUGCAAUUGUGACAGAACCCAGACCGCUGAGGGCUUUAGAGGUCAAAAACGACACCUUCCACUGCACCCAGGUCCUAACAGGCAGCCAGUGCAGCUCCUGGAGCAUUGGUGCCAUGGGGCUGUCUGUUAACCACACAGUGUUUUUCCCCCAGGAGUUGAAAUUAGAGGGGCUGUUCAAAUUUACAGGGGGAGUGGGGUGGAAAAUGACUAAAUUGGCAACACUGCCUAUAACUAGUUGACCGCUGGGGGGCAGAUGGGGGAGUUUGGGGGGCACGGGAUGUAGGGAAAUCCCUGAUAGUGAUUAAGGAUCAGGCAGCUGCCUUCUGCCCCUGCUGCGGCUCCUGAGCAGUCUCCAGGCAAGCCACCAUGGACUGUGCAUGGCAGUAAUCCCCAGGCUGGCUAACUAGAAUGGUGCACCUCUGAAUGCCAUGGCUGUGCCCCCACCAAUCCGUGAAAGAAUGUGCUGCUGUUCAAAGGGUUCUACAAAUACAGCCAUCGGGGAGCCUCCUACGAGAGCUGGGGAGACACUAGAUCUUUGGAGAUGUUCUUGUUUGGUGCAGAACGUAAACGGUCAUCGGGGCCACUGCUAUCGCCUGAACAUAUGGCAGCAGAUGUGGAUGAGAGAGGACCCCAUAGAUGUAGGCGUUAUCCCCAUUUUAAAGAUAGGGAAACGGAGGCAAGGAUGACUUCUAUAAGGUCACAAAGCAAGUCUGGCAGAGCUUGGAAUAGCACUCUGGAGAUCCUGACCCCCACACCACACUGCUCUAACCACUAGACAGCACUGCCCCUCCCAGGCUCCUUCCAGGAGUCAUUCCAUUCCCUCCUGGUUUG
Molecule: messenger RNA, 6301 nt
Organism: Chelonia mydas (Green sea turtle)
Lineage: Eukaryota; Metazoa; Chordata; Testudines; Cheloniidae
Gene: CARD10
Product: caspase recruitment domain family member 10
Exons: 20
Coding region: 309-3257 (982 amino acids)
Biological process (GO): regulation of apoptotic process
Molecular function (GO): protein binding
Source: RefSeq, a predicted model, not a curated record